GCCGCCCUGAUCACGUGUGUGCGGCGGGGUGACGUCGCUCGGUGGAGCCGGCCGGCGAUGCGGGAGAAUUCUGUUUAACAGUGAUCAUCAGCUAAAAUUAUGGCCACUGGCAGUGGUGAGGUGCACCAUCCUGUAGAUCCUGGAAUCUCAAAGCUGCAGUUUGCUCCCUUCAGUAGUGCCUUGGAUGCAGGAUUCUGGCACGAACUAACCCAGAAGAAACUCAAUGAAUACCGACUGGAUGAGACCCCCAAAGUUAUCAAGGGAUACUAUUACAAUGGUGAUCCUUUGGGUUUGCCAGCUCGCUUGACAUUGGAAUUUAGUGCCUUUGAUAUGAACGCUUCGAUACCAGCCCAUUGCUGUCCUGCUUUUGGAACGCUGUAUAAUACCAACACUUUUGAGACGUUCAAAUCCUGUGAUAAGAAAUCACUUCUGGAAAAAGAAGCCAAUGAGAUAUGGGAAUCCAUAAAAUCUGGAGCUGCUCUUGAAAACCCCAUGCUUUUGAACAGGUUUCUACUGCUGACAUUUGCAGAUUUAAAAAAGUAUCACUUCUAUUACUGGUUUUGUUACCCUGCUCUCUGCUUCCCCAAUGGAAUACAUAUAAUUCAGAAACCGGUGUGUCUUGGUGAGAGGUUCUCAUUAAAUCAGAUUCAAGCACUUCAGAAAGCAUAUGAUGACCUUUGCCAAAAAGAGGGGGUUACAGCCCUGCCUUAUUUUUUAAUCAAGUAUCACAACAAUUCUGUCAUGAUAUCUCUAUUGAAAAAGUGGGAUGGUUUCUUUCAAGACCAAGGGGGAAAGGUGACGGUUGGAGUUUAUGAUCCAUGUAAUUUAUCCCAAUAUCCAGGAUGGCCACUGAGAAAUUUCCUGAUCCUGGCAGCCCACAAUUGGAGCAACAUUCUCCAGACAGUUGAAGUGCUCUGCUUCAGAGACAGGACCAUGCAAGGGGUGAGGGACAUAACACACAGCAUUAUCUUUGAAAUAAAACUUCCAGAGAAACCCCUUGGCCCAGAUUGUCCAAAAGCUGUUGGAUGGGAGAAAAACCAAAAGGGAGGCAUGGGUCCGAGGAUGGUGAAUCUCAGUGAGUGCAUGGAUCCAAAAAGGUUAGCAGAAUCAUCUGUGGAUCUUAAUUUGAAAUUGAUGUGCUGGCGUUUGGUGCCUACUCUGGAUUUGGAAAAGAUUGUGUCUGCCAAGUGUCUGCUGCUAGGAGCUGGUACACUGGGUUGUAGUGUUGCAAGGACCUUGAUGGGCUGGGGAGUCAGGAAGAUCACAUUUGUGGACAAUGCAAAGAUCUCCUAUUCCAACCCCGUGCGGCAGCCGCUGUACGAGUUUGAGGAUUGUCUGAGUGGGGGGAAGCCCAAGGCACUUGCAGCAGCAGACAGGCUACUGAAAAUCUUCCCAGGAGUGAGCUCAGAAGGCUAUAACAUGAGCAUCCCUAUGCCAGGCCACCCAGUGAAUUUUUCUGAGGUAACAAUGGCACAGGCUCAGAAGGACGUGGCUAAACUUGAAGAGCUUAUUGAUACUCAUGAUGUUGUUUUCCUACUGAUGGACACUAGAGAGAGUCGAUGGCUUCCUGCUGUCAUUGCAGCCAGUAAGAGGAAGUUGGUCAUCAAUGCUGCCUUGGGAUUUGACACUUUUGUUGUUAUGAGACACGGCCUAAAGAAACCAAAACAGCAAGAGACUGGUGAUUCGUGUUUCAGCAAUGCUGCUGGUCCUUCUGAUCUUUUGGGAUCAUCACUCUUUUCAAAUAUCCCUGGCUAUAAACUGGGCUGCUACUUCUGCAAUGAUGUUGUGGCACCAGGGGAUUCCACCAGGGAUCGGACACUGGACCAGCAGUGCACAGUCAGUCGCCCUGGAUUAGCCAUGGUAGCUGGAGCCCUUGCAGUGGAAUUAAUGGUUUCUGUUUUACAGCAUCCAGAAGGCGGUUAUGCUGUGGCCAGCAGUAGUGAUGAUAGAAUGAAUGAGCCCCCUACUUCUCUUGGACUUGUUCCUCAUCAGAUCCGAGGAUUUUUAUCAAGAUUUGAUAAUGUUCUUCCAGUCAGCCUGGCAUUUGAUAAGUGCACAGCCUGCUCAGCCAAGGUCCUUGAACAGUAUGAGCAAGAAGGGUUUAAUUUCCUAGCUAAAGUUUUUAAUUCUUCACAUUCCUUCUUGGAAGAUUUGACAGGUCUAACUUUAUUACACCAGGAGACACAAGCUGCAGAGAUCUGGGACAUGAGUGAUGAUGAAACAAUCUGAAAUCAGCUGGAUAAGGAGGAGGAUGACCUGGACUGCAGCCCUGCCUUUAUCUGUUACCUGACAAGUUAAUGAUUGCUUACCCAUUCUGACUGCUGCAAAUACAAAUAUAAUCCACAUUUUGACAUUAAUAACUUCACCUUAAAAGCAGUCUGUUAUGGACAGAACUCUCCAUGUUUUCAUUUUUAUUUCGUAAAUAACUAAAGCAGUGUGGUUAUGUUUAAACUCGGUCUUCUUUUUUUUUUUUUUGUUAGUUUCUAAAUAUGGCUUACAUAUAAAAUACACUGCUUAAAUAAGCUUUGGAGGUUUAUUUGUCCCAGGUUUUAUUUUGCUUGUCAGUGGACACGUGAAAGCAGCAUGUCUUUUUUCAUCUUUCCCAGAUUUGUGCCCCUUUAGUUGGAAUCUGUUGUUAAGACUGAGCAUGUUCUGCUACUGGGAAUUAAAGUUCAUCUUUAAAGGAGGGUGGGAGUGGGGAAGAACCCACACCUCCUGCUUCCACCACAUUGCUUUUGUCUCCAAGCACAUAUUUAGAGUACAGCUGUUCUUGAUGUGUCAGUGCAGGUGUUAUUCUCUGUAAAGAUCUCAUCAUUUCGUGCUAUGGCAACAAUGUAGUUUGACUUACUUUGCACAGAAAAGAUCAGAAUGCAAUUUUUAUGAUGAUGAAGCUUUCCUGAAGUUCAGAGAAGGCUCUGUUAAUGUAGUUAAAAAAAAAAAAAGUGUUUUAGGGGGUGGAUCACUGAUUCAGUCAAAACUUCUAGAAAAAUACUUAAAUGAAAUAAGAAAUUGGUUCUCUGACUUUGCUGUUCUUGGAUGUGGACCUCCAGUACUUUAUAGGUGUUAAAAAGGAGCAAUUGUGAGAUUUUUUUUUUAUUCAUUUAAGUCUUUCCAUUUUUACAGCAUCAAGAAUGGUUCCAGAGAUUAUGGCUGAGCACAAACAGUAGUUUGAGAAUCCUCAAGUUUAACAGAUAACUCGAGGAAAAGGACUUUUAGAAUAUCAAAGUAAAUUACUACAAAAUUGAAUCUAUUGCUUUAAACAUGGAAUAGGUUUUAGAAGGAUAUUUGAAAUCUCUUUUAUAGCUUUAUAUUGUGGGGUUUAUGGGCUAACACUAAGAAAAAGUGCAAAUUGCCUUAUCUACCAAGCAGUCGCUCUUUCCCAUAUGUUAUGAAAAGUAGUUGCUCAGUCCAAUUAUUUAGGUCCUUAAAAUAAGCUCUGAAUAUUUUUUGUAGAGAAUUUCACAGCUUCUCUCUGUGCCACAUCAGAAGUUCAUUCAGGUCAAGGAUAUCUGCAACUCCCAUAUUCUGACCAUAAAAGAAGAUUUAUUGAAACGUGCUGGGGUUUGCACCAAGUGUCUAAAUUAGCAAUUAUUUGUACUUAUUUUAACUAUUAUAUUCAUAUAUUUACAUGAUUUUUCAUGUAGUGUAGUGUCUAGUUUAAUUAACUUCAUUGUAAUAUAAAAAUGUAUAUUAAUGCAAUAUAUUUUUGAAAGGCUAGUAAUGAUAGCAAUCUGAUCUUUAGGAGGUCAGGCACUGAACACUGAGAUUGAUAACAUGCCAUGUAAAUUUUUAAAGCAGUUUGUUAAAUUGUAUAAUUAGUUUGGAGCUCAAAUGACUCCCAUGUUGUUAUCCAUGCCAUUGUCCAACUGGAGCCAUGGAUUGGUAGCAGGGUAGUUUAAAGCGAAUAAUCUGCUUUUUUAUCUUUUGGAGUUGCUGACCCUUGGAGCGUGAAUGCCUUUGCAGAAUCUGGUUAUCUAAAACCUGAAAACUGAAUCUGAUAAACAUCAAUAAUUAUUUUAAAUGUCUGAAACUCUGCUUAUCCUGUUAAAGUUACCUUGUAGCUUUGCAUUGGAAGUAUCUGUUUAAGUGCAAAAGAGCACAAGGCAGGAAGGUUCAAAACUCAGGGUUAAUGUAAUGUUUCCUUACCUCUGUAUUUUCAGUAACAUACAGCUCUCUGAGACUGAGCUGUUUCCUGCACAUAUGCUCCCCAGCUGUCUCUGAUGUUCAAAAACACUUCAGUUGGACUUGGAAUAACUUCCGUUUUCUAACUAUAAUGUUGUUUUCUUUCUCCUUGUGGACCGCAAUUCCUCUUAUUUUGCUUUUACUCAGUUUCUGGGCAUUUACUGAGUGAGAAAUUGUGAGAAUCCAUUCAAAUGAAUGAAUGCACAUUCACAUACUGUUAGCAGAUAAACACAUUUACUUAC
This is a messenger RNA of Manacus vitellinus (golden-collared manakin), 4424 nucleotides long. It is a transcript of the gene ATG7, whose product is annotated as autophagy related 7. Gene Ontology annotation, biological process: piecemeal microautophagy of the nucleus; cellular response to nitrogen starvation; autophagosome assembly. Gene Ontology annotation, molecular function: Atg8 activating enzyme activity; Atg12 activating enzyme activity. The transcript has 19 exons. Lineage: Eukaryota; Metazoa; Chordata; Aves; Passeriformes; Pipridae. The record is from RefSeq and is a predicted model, not a curated record. The coding region runs from base 100 to 2229 and encodes 709 amino acids. Gene Ontology annotation, cellular component: phagophore assembly site; cytoplasm.